This is a messenger RNA of Periophthalmus magnuspinnatus, 619 nucleotides long. RefSeq names its product WD repeat domain 83 opposite strand (gene wdr83os). Gene Ontology annotation, cellular component: endoplasmic reticulum membrane. The record is from RefSeq and is a predicted model, not a curated record. NCBI's taxonomy places the organism in Eukaryota, Metazoa, Chordata, Actinopteri, Gobiiformes, Gobiidae. The transcript has 4 exons. Gene Ontology annotation, molecular function: protein folding chaperone. Gene Ontology annotation, biological process: protein insertion into ER membrane. The coding region runs from base 98 to 418 and encodes 106 amino acids.
GCACCGCUCCCUUCUCCAUUCAUCCUCGGAGUGAUCAGCUGUGGUCGCCCACUUUUGCGAAUUAAACUCCCUAAAAGAGGACGUUUUUAAACGUAUUAUGUCCUCGAACAACAUGUCGGACCCGCGCAGGCAGAACAAAAUUUUGAGGUACAAACCUCCGAGCACUGAAACCAACCCGACGCUGGAGGACCCCACCCCAGACUACAUGAACUUGCUGGGGAUGAUCUUUAGCAUGUGUGGCCUCAUGCUCAAGUUAAAGUGGUGUGCCUGGAUCGCCGUCUACUGCUCCUUCAUCAGCUUUGCAAACUCCAGAAGCUCCGAGGACACCAAGCAGAUGAUGAGCAGCUUCAUGUUGUCCAUCUCCGCAGUUGUCAUGUCUUACCUCCAAAACCCACAGCCAAUGUCUCCACCUUGGUAACACGCGUGGAUCAAUCGGAACGUCACAGAUCAACUGAACAGCCAAGCAGCAAGUGAACAGGACUAUGCCAGAAGAAUGAGGAAUUAUUCAAAUGGACUCUUAAGUUAAAAGUGAUCUUUUUAAAUGCUUUUAUUGUUGAAGAAACUUUAUACAGUUUAACGAUUUACAGUGAGAUCUUACAAAUAAAGUUUUCAAAUAAAA